Messenger RNA from Xylaria bambusicola, 4985 nucleotides. RefSeq lists its product as uncharacterized. The record is from RefSeq and is a predicted model, not a curated record. Lineage: Eukaryota; Fungi; Ascomycota; Sordariomycetes; Xylariales; Xylariaceae. Bases 164 to 4765 code for a protein of 1533 amino acids. The transcript has 4 exons.
UGAACAGAACCACGAUUUCGUCGCUGCUCUUGUAUAACAGUGACCCUUACGACCGCUCACAUCAUUUCGAGCUCAUUCCUAAAGAAAGCUUCGGUCAUCCCGCUUGUCCUCAUAACUACACCAGCUUACCCAUGAAAACCCUGCCGCCAAUCACCAAUCAGCGAUGGAGAAGACAAGGUGUACAGACAUUGGGGCAUCUCAUACAAUGUCUUCCGAAGGCAUACAUGCAGCCCGUGGGGAUCCAACAGACUGUUUACCUUGCGAAUUUGGGGGGUAUUACAACUACUGUGAUAUGGUCUUCGCAGUAGACGACGUUGAGAGCUGGGUCGAACAUAUCGUCAAUGUACACCUCCAAGGCAAACUACCCCAGAAAGCGGUCUGCUGGUUCUGCGAUGAUAUUGUCUUCGAUUCUGAGCGUACUAAAGACCGUCGUGUGAAUUUUGACCAGAGGAUGCGGCAUAUUCAUGCGCAUAUUCUCGAAGGGAAGGGAGUCAAUGAUAUGCGUCCCGAUCAUUGCCUCAAUGUACAUCUACGCGAACACCAAUUGAUAGAAGAAGACGCGUUCAAUAUUACGCGCAGAUACUCCGAGGUUCCUAUAUUUAUCCAGGCGCUGCACGAAAUAGGUCCCCAGACCCGUCGAAAGAUUCAUUCUCCUAUUCACCAGCUUGGACGACUUGAUGAACUUGAUGAUGAGUCUCCUCGUGCGUAUACUUCAUCAAAAGCUGGGAGGUCUAGGAAAUCUAGGAAAUCUAAUAUUGCAUCUAAAGCUGGACCCACGCCAGCACUCGCCCAAGAUGCUCUUAAGUCGCAGAGCUCCCCAGUCCCAUCAACGUCAGCAGAGCAGCCAAUUCCGGCAUCUAGUAAACAUCUCGAGGGCCACAAUCGGGAUACCUCGAUGUCCGACCACGUUCUGAUAUGGAAACUGUCAGAAUAUAGUAUCAUUCGGUUCAAGAAAGCCACCGAGGGCCUUGAAGAAGAUGACCAACGUAUAUGGCCUAACUGGGAAAAAUGCAUCAUAACACAAGAUGAUUCUCUCUCAAAGGAGGACGCCCGUGAACAUAUUCAGCAGCUAAACAAGAUCUUAAAGCUCACUGACAAGCAGGUGAAUAUACCUACGGCACUCAAGAGGCACGUCGACUUGGUCCUGGAAAGGCUCCAGACUCAUGACCCCGACAAAGUGAACUUUCACUGGACUCUUGAGCAGCUAGAGCACGGACUGAAGACAGUUAACAAGGCUGUAUUAGAUCACAUCGGACAUGCUAGCUCAACAGGGAAAAGAUUUCUACGAAAUAUCAAUCGAAAGAAGGCGUAUGAACGAGUCUCUUUGACCGCGUAUUUCAAACGGAGUCCACGACCAGGUGUUGAUCUCUGGAAAGUAUGGGAGACUACAAAAUAUAAUUCAAAUAAUCCAGCCAAAGCCAUUUUAUACUUUCCCAAACCCCAUGAAGGAGAGCAGCACAAUGUUAUAGCCAAUACGGAGUUCGACAAGGAUGACCUUCUUUAUCCGUAUGACUCAGACGAGUCUUCAGGUUUAGGGCCAGAGGAGAACGUGGACAAUCAUAGAGAGAGUCAGCAAAUAGAUGAUGAACGUGAAGAAAGAAAGAAAGCCCAUGAACACGCAAGCAAGACCAAUACAAUCACGGUAGAGCAAUCGUUCAUGUCAAAUUCUGAAUUUGACUCUGGUUACAGAUCCUUGUCGAACGCGAAACAGACUUUGGAAUCUGUUAACGAAAUAGAGCCUCCAACAUAUCAAAAUUUCUUAUAUUCAGAAGCAGGGAGCCUAGAUGGACGGACCGACAAUUACGCUCAGUAUCUCGCAGAUGAAUUGAUUGCCAAGCUCAAUAAUGAGCUCAAAGAUGUAGAUUGGGCUAAGUUUCGAAUAUCCCUAUCCAGGUUACUUCAAGAGUUUGCAAUCCGAGUGGGCAACGAAGGGGAAACACAAAGCCACAGGGACCUAAUGUAUUGGACCCAUAAAUGGCACGAGGACAUUGUGAAGCAUAUAGAGAAACAACAAGUGCUGUGUGACAAGGACUACGAAGAUGAGCUGCAAAAGAAAGAAGGGGAUCCAGACUGGCGAGAUCGUAUUGGUUUACUUUUUGAUAGAGACGAUCAAGAUUGCACCCUAGAUCCUAUAUCCAGCACCGAGGGAAAGGCUCUGGCCUCUAUUGAGAUUGAACCAUACCAACAAAUUGUCUCACGCUCUCGAGCCUUCGAGUGGCUGGUAUUUUCUAUCCGAAAUUCUAUAAUUCUAGAUACUGUCAAUGACAGUGCUAUGGAUGCAGUGAAACAGCGGAUCUUACAGAAGCUCGAGCUCCAUGAUCAGAAACGUGGUUACGGCGCAGCUCGAAUCAGUCGGCACAGAAAUCCAGCCAGCUAUCGCGCCAGUUUCACCCUCGAUUGGCCGUCUACGAGAAAUUACCAGGAGGGGAACUCGUUCAAAUCCCUGUCCGAUAUUUUUGAACGCGUUCUGACGUUCACAGGUGAGUCCAAGCGAGCACAGGCUUUACUUUGUGAGGACUAUAUUUGUCAGACUUGGCCAAGCACCGGGCCAUUUCUCAUUCAAUCAGUCCUAAAAGCUUUAAAUCGCGAUACCAAGAGGAAUGGAGCAAGUGGUUCGUUGCAAGAACGAGAUAGCCUGAUCAAGAUCCAGAUAUCUGAGGGGGUAAUGCGCGUCCAUCGUCAAGGCAAUGCUUUCGAACUAGCAGAGACUGGGAUGCAGCUAGCAUGGCUUGCCAGCGCUCUACUCCCACAGCCGAAGUUUAACCAAGGCAUCAUUUGCAAACCAAGGGUGUGUUUCAGCCGACUUGAUUCAGAAAACGACACAAAAUACCAGGGUGAAGCUGAUGACUUCUGCUGUCAUUUUGAAGUCACAACGACUACAUUUGACUUAGGUAAGGUAUCUAGCGAGAACGGGAACUGCUGGCAGACAGUUAUGAAUAAUUUCGUCAUUGUAGACGGAUUUCCGAUCCGUUCUCGCCCCGGAGGAAAGCCUGGCCUAGAUAUCCCGCUGAAUAUUGCGGCCGACUUUAUUGGAACACGGAAAGUCAUCCAUUUCAAGGGUCGGCCGCUAAUCAAGGGGUUUUCAACAAUGCUCUGCCCUAUCAGCUCGGAAGAUGGGGUUGUGUAUUGGCACGUGCUCAAGUCCGGGCAAGAAAGGAUCUCAUUCGCAGAUGGGAGGAUUGACAGGAUGUCUACCAUUAAACCGGGAAGUUUGAAGGUGCGCGAUCUGGAGAACUCCCGCCACGUCAUCGGUUGGUGCACAGAAGUUAAGCAAAUCGCCGGGACCAUUGACGCCAAUCUUGACAUUCGUCGUACAAAUUUGAAGCAGCCACCCAAUGAAUGGGCCUUGAAGGAGAUUCAAGUCGGCGGAGGUCAGUACAUUAACGUCCUAGCUACCUUUGCCGUCCGAAAAGAACAGAAAUCUCUACACAUCGAACGUGAUCGCUCAGACUACAGCGGCAACAUGGAGUGGAUUGCAAAGCGACAUAUUAUUCUACAUGAUACGGAGGCAUCCGAGAGACGAGCUUGGCUUAUAGAUGGUGCUAGUGCUUUGCUGUAUUUAGUGUUCACGUCACUUUGGAAGAAUCAGCAUGGUGUAAUGCGGGACUCUUACACAUUCGAUUUUCAGCAGCUAAAGGGAUUCUUCGGCAGCCGCCCAUCAGGAAUGGUAACCUCGCUUUCAGUCCUGAUGAACCCAAAAUUCCUGGGCACUAGGUUGCGUGCUCGGGACCCCAUGAACCCCUCGGAUUGGUACUUGUUGAGGAAUAGGGUAGAUGAAAUCUUCGACCUACUAGCCCAGAUGAUUGACCACCAGGAAGACGUCAACCCAGAUAGUGGUUUGGGACACUUCGUGUCCUUUUCACCUUGGAAACAUCACGUUGGAUGGGCCUUUUCCGACAUUGCGUCCCCUGGAGAGCCAUGCAAUCUGAAAACGACGUAUCUUAAACAACAUGGCGAAGGCUGGGCAUACUUCGCUCGUGAAUUACACGCUGUAACCUUAUUCGGCCAUGGGUUCGGAGACUUAUUACGGCCUGCCAUAGUGACACCAGACCCGUGUAAUCGCUGCCUUUGGGGAUCAUUGGCUCCCAAAGGAGGCGAUAUCCUUGCAGUAUCAUUGGAAGAUCUCAAGUUGCACUCUGAAUCAAGCGAUCAGCGUCGGCUCGAAACUAGAUAUAUCCUCGGUCAGCGAUUAUCCGAGGCGUCACGGGACAGUUGCUUCAGAGCUUGUUCUUCCGGUAGCUGCACCAGCCAGCGAAUCCAAACUUUUCACAGAGUCCCAGGAAAGGGUUACGAUCCUAUAUGGGAAGACGCUAGUUUGCCUGAGUUAGAUGAGAGAUGUUCAAGCAAUAGCAUUAAUGGCGCGGCAUUGCUGGGUGUUCGGCCCACGACUUCCACAAAGUGGAGAGCCAGUAGGAGGAAGCGUGAUCAAAAACAGCCAGAUGGCUUACAUCAGUCUCAUAUAGACUCAGAUGAGCUUUGUGUCGCAGAUGGCGGCUCCAAUAGUACUAACGAGAGCUCCAGCAUUACUCUUAGUCAUGAGUCGAUGCAGAUGACUUCACUUCAAACUCCAUCAACACCAGGGUCGAGUGUGUCGAGACAGCUAGAUUCUUCAUUUACCAUAGAUGAAGGUAUAACAAGUAUACCAGCCCAGGUUUCCAAAGGAAAAACUCCUAUUCGGAGGAUACAUGCGGAGGCCCACGAUUGGGUCCACAAACUCAAGCUGCCAAGAAAAACUAGCAAAGGGAAUUCGACAGAAUCGAGUUGAUCCGCUUAUCAUGCGACUACAGUUCCUUCUACAUAUACGCUUAUGAAAUCUUUUCAAAGGGUGGGGGAAAAAAACAUAAAAAACGGUCGACUUUAAACCCAGGGGUGAGAGAAGCUUCACUUGCAAGUUUGAGUAGAGCGAGCUUAAACAACAUAUUGUGUUGGUAUUUUAUCAUAUUCACGAAGCCUUUGGUCAAUCAAAGAUUGAUGAGAUAGGUGCA